Messenger RNA from Lytechinus variegatus (green sea urchin), 2890 nucleotides. It is a transcript of the gene b3galt1, whose product is annotated as beta-1,3-galactosyltransferase 1-like. Gene Ontology annotation, molecular function: hexosyltransferase activity. Bases 87 to 1547 code for a protein of 486 amino acids. Gene Ontology annotation, cellular component: membrane. The record is from RefSeq and is a predicted model, not a curated record. NCBI's taxonomy places the organism in Eukaryota, Metazoa, Echinodermata, Echinoidea, Temnopleuroida, Toxopneustidae. The transcript has a single exon.
UAUAUAUUUUUUUUUACCAGGUGAUUGGCAAUGAAGUGACAGACCUAAACCCAACAAGUGGCAUCUCGCGAAGCAGGGAUAUCAAGAUGUCGCGGAUGUCGAGGAAUCUCUGUUUUGCCAUCUGUGUUGCCGUGGGAAACAUCCUCUUCUACCUGGUCAUGUCUGGAAGUCUUGUGGCCUUCAAGAAGAAAGAGCCUGUUGAGCAAUCUGGCAGAAUCCACCAUCUUAGGGCGGAGAUGUUUGAAGAUGAGAUAUCCAAGCUGGUAAAGUCGGCAGUCAGAGAUCACGGCAUGAGUAGGCAAAACCUGAGCAUGAUGCUUGAGAAUGCCUACAGGGAACAUGAAGCAGAAGAAGAUCGGAAGCGCAAGAACAACGAUCAAGACCUGACCAUGGCACUCGAACAUGCAUACAGGGGACAUGCAACGUCCGAACGUGACAGUAUGGAUGACUUCUUCAUCCACAAAGGGAAAUCGGUAUCCACGAAGAGGACCUCUGACACAGCAACGCUUCAUAACAAUAAGUCAAGGGAAGAAAAACCAAAAGACGACAUGACUAUUGAGGAUCUUCCACCUAUUCACUCUGUGGAGAAGGAAUUAGAACCUUUGGAUGUGGGAAAGGUUGAGGAAGUACAAUUUCCUGCAGAGCGUAAUGAUAAAGGUGGUGUGUUGGAUGUCAUCGGGCAGAUGUUUGGAGGAAGCGGUAAAAAAGAGAAACCUAUUGUUUUCCCCCACGACUACAACCUGGUUCUGAAUGAACCCAACAAGUGCAAGAACAGCGACGGCAGUGACAAGCCAAUUUUCUUCCUGGUGCUUGUCAUGAGCAUCCACAAGAAUUUUGACCAGAGAAAUGCUAUACGCAGAACGUGGGGAAGUCCCACAGAGAUAGACGGCAAGCAGAUUGUGACGUUGUUCCUUCUCGCUAAAAGCACGAAUGCUAAACACCAGUCCCUAGUAGAACGAGAAAGCAAGCAAUACAAAGAUAUCCUCAUGGAAGAUUUCAUGGACACUUAUAAGAACCUGACAAUCAAAACGAUGAUGGGGAUGAAGUGGGCCAGUAUCUACUGCCCCCAUGCCAACUACAUCAUGAAAACUGAUGAUGAUAUGUACAUCCAGUAUGCCAACAUCAUCCCACACCUUUCAAAGCCUAUUACACCAACUUCAAAUUAUGUGAGUGGAUUUGUCAUCAAUGGUAGUCCUAUCCGUGACCCCAAAAGCAAGUGGUACAUGCCGAAAGAGACCUACCCUGGUACUAAAUAUCCACCGUUUUGUUCUGGGACAGGGUAUAUGUUCUCAGGUGAUGUUGCGGGGAAGGUCUACGAGACAUCGCUUCACACGCCUUUCCUAUACCUGGAGGACGUAUUCUUUGCCAUUUGUAUACAUUCCCUCCAAAUAGUGCCCAUCAAUCACAAGGGUUUCAACAAUUGGCGGACACCCUAUUCUUAUUGCAAGUACAAGCGCAUUUUUACAACUCACAUGGUCCCUCCGACAGAAAUGCGAAGAAUAUGGGACGACCAGAAGACUAAAAAAGGGUACAAAUGUUAUAUAUGAUAAGACGACAAACCAAGAGCAAUGUAGAGUACUACUUUGUAGGAAAUGGAAAGUUUCAGGUAACUUUCAUUUUAUUACUUUGCUCUGCAAGACUUUGACAAUCAGUUUUUAUUCGUGCUGCAUUUUAUGGAAUUGUGGUACAAGAGGAGAAACUUUAGGAGCAGUGCUUAACCUACUCAUUCACUCGAGCCAGAUAGUCCCUGUACGAAGCCUGUGUGAAUGACAGAAUUCAGUAGUCGACAACAUAGGGCAUGUCAGCUGCAAGAAAAUAUUUGCAAUCGCAAAUAUUCUGUUGCAAUUCUACAGUUGAUAGAUCAAUUUUAACUGAAAAAUCAGAUUGCCCUGUUUGUUUCAAGAAGCAGAUUAGGAAAUCAAUCGCAAUUACUUUCAAAACUUAUGAUUGAUUUAGGGACCGAAAAUUGACUUACAAUUGAUCGCAAGUUUCUUGCAUUGCCCUAUUAACUCUUUGCGCGCUGAUGUUGCAUUCUUGCACUUUCGCGCAAUUAGAUUCAACAAUCAUAAUGAGUUUUCUCCCCUAAAUUCAAAUUUGAUAAGCCAAUAUGUGGCAAUAGUUCUUGGCCAACAUCUAUAUAAUAAUGAUAAGUAUCAGUGGUGCAAUAUGAAAAUCUUGAAUGAAAGAAAAUAACAAGGAAACAAUUAUCAUUAUCUUCCAAAAAUUAAUUCAGUGUGCAAAGAGUAAGCCCUUUGGAGGCUGAGUCUGCAUAUAUGCAGGCUGGAGUCUUUGGAAAACAUUUGUUAUGGCAAAAUCAUUUGGUCUCCAACUGGUUAAAGGGAGAGUUCACUCGGACAUCAAGUUGUUCUUGAUAAUUGCAAAGAAAUGAGAGAACAUAUUACUGAAAGUUAGACAAAAUAAAUCAAAGAACAACGAUUAAUACAUGAUUUCGAGAUUAUCACACAUGCGAGCAGCUCUUCCAAACGUCAUGAAAUAUAAUAUCCAUUCAUUCUAAUCUGUUUUAACGAUUUCCUGACAGAAGUUAUCUAUGAAAUGAUGUGUCUGUUGAUACAUUGAAUGUACAUUAAACAGGUGAAAAAUUUCUGAGAAAAUGGCAUUUCAUGGAUUUUUUUUAUAAAUUGAGCUUUUUGUAUGUGACAUAACACAAAUCGAAAACUUUGAAACUUUUGUAACUCUGAAAAAAAAAACAAAUUUUGAAAGAAACUCCCAAAACAUGUCUUUUCCCUUAUUAGUUGCUUUUGUUAGAAACAACCUAAUGUCCGAGUGGACUUUGCCAUUAUAAAAGUACAAUCUCUUGUUGAAUGAAGAGUUUGUAACUUUAUAUCUUCGUAAACAAAGCAUCAGAAAUAAGCCUCACGAAAAGCAAGUU